Lepus europaeus (European hare) is the source of this 3499-nucleotide messenger RNA. RefSeq names its product KIAA0319 ortholog. Gene Ontology annotation, biological process: negative regulation of dendrite development; neuron migration. Gene Ontology annotation, molecular function: protein binding. The transcript is spliced from 20 exons. The record is from RefSeq and is a predicted model, not a curated record. Gene Ontology annotation, cellular component: plasma membrane; cytoplasmic vesicle. NCBI's taxonomy places the organism in Eukaryota, Metazoa, Chordata, Mammalia, Lagomorpha, Leporidae. The coding region runs from base 1 to 3237 and encodes 1078 amino acids.
AUGGCGCCCCCAACAGGUGCCAGUGCACUCUCUUCAUUGCUGCUCCUGGUGACCAUGGCAGGUUGUGCCUGUCAGCAGUGCGUCAAGGGGAGGACGUACUCCAACACCGUCAUUUCGCCCAACCUGGAAACCAUCCGAAUCAUGCGCGAGCCCCAGACGUCCCUGGUGGAGGACUGCACCGCGGCUUGCUGCGACCUCCCCAGCUGUGACCUGGCCUGGUGGUUUGAGGGCCGCUGCUUCCUGGUGAGCUGCCUGCGCCAAGCGAACUGCGAGCCCAAGAAGAUGGGGCCCAUCAGGUCUUAUCUCACGUUCGUGCUUAGGCCUGUGCAGGGCUCUGCACAGCUGCUGGACUACGGGGAGACGAUGCUGAACAGGGGCUCCCCCUCAGGAGUCUGGGGGGACCUGCCUGAGGAUAUUCGAAAGGACUUGCCCUUUCUAGGCAAGGACCGGAGCCUAGAGGAGAUGUCUGAGUACCCGGAUGACUAUGGGGAGCUAGAGCAGGACCUCCUGCAGCCGGUCAGCAAGCAGGAGCCCCGAGGGAGGGCUGGGGACACUGGCUGGGGCCUGCUACCCGGGAGCAAGGGAGGUUUCAACUCCUCUGUGGGCGACAGCCCAGCACCAGUGGAGAAGCAACUGGACCCUGAGCUCCAUGACCUGGACCCAGCACGCCGGAAACCCAAUGAGUCAGCUUGGACCCCUGCCCCCAGACGCUCCCCUGAGAGAAGUUUGGUGACGACCCCAUCUUCAGGAGAGGUGUUAGAGAGAGAAGAGGCUUUCCAGCUCCGGGAACAACCCAGCAACAGCUCUGGAAAAGAGGUGCUAAUGCCUUCUGAGAGUCCUCCAACCAGUACGGAGCCCAGCUCAGCCCCAUCGGAGAAAAGACUUGUUCUUACCAUCAGCCCAUGGAGCACAGUGCACAGCGCCCCACCGCUCCCCACCAGCGCAGUCCCCACUGGCUCCACUCUCCCCGAGCAGCCCACCUCUCCUACCCUUGCUCCCGGGACAGUGAAAGAACUCACAGUGUCUGCUGGAGAAAACCAGGAAAUAACUUUACCCAACGCUGAAGUCCAACUGGAGGCCUUCGUUGUGCCGGCGCCCCCUGCAGAAACAGCCUACAACUAUGAAUGGAGUCUAAUAAGCCACCCUGAAGACUACCAAGGGGAGAUAAGACAAGGAUACACGCAAACCCUUAACCUCUCUGGAUUGUCAGCAGGGUUUUAUGCCUUCAGAGUGGCUGUUUCCAGCGAAAAUGCCUUUGGAGAAGGCUUUGUCAAUGUCACCGUUAGGCCAGCCAGAAGAGCCAACCUGCCUCCCGUGGCAGUCGUCUUGCCCCAGACACAGGAACUCAUCCUGCCUGAGACAUCCGCACUCUUCGACGGCAGCCAAAGCACAGAUGAUGCUGAAAUAGUGAGCUAUCGCUGGGAAGAGGUUGGCGGGCCUCUCCUGGGACCCCAGGCCUCGGUGGACUCCCCGCUCCUGCGCUUGUCGAACCUCGCUCCUGGGAACUACACGCUCAGGUUGACCGUAACAGACUCGGAUGGAGCCACUAACUCCACUACGGCAGCCCUGAUAGUCAGCAAUGCUGUGGACUGGCCACCAGUUGCCAAUGCGGGCCCAAAUCAGACCCUAACUUUGCCCCAGGACUCCAUCAUUUUGAAUGGAAACCAGAGCACAGAUGAUCACCAGAUUGUCCUCUAUGAGUGGUCGCUGGGUCCUGGGAGUGAGAGCAAGGAGGUGGUCAUGCAGGGAGCGCAGACCCCAUACCUGCGCUUGUCUGCCCUGCAGCAAGGGGAGUACACCUUCCAGCUGGCGGUGACGGAUUCCGCGAGGCAGCAAUCCACCGCGGUGGCCACCGUCCUCGUGCGGCCAGAGAGCAACAGGCCUCCGGUGGCCGUGGCUGGCCCCGACAAGGAGCUGGUCUUCCCCGUGGGGAGCACGGCCCUGGAUGGGAGCAGCAGCAGUGACGACCACGGCAUCGUCUUCUACCGCUGGGAGCUGGUCAGAGGCCCCAGUGCGGUGGAAAUGGAAAAUGUGGACAAGGCAGUAGCCACCGUGACUGGCCUGCAGGUGGGCGCCUACCGCUUCCGCUUAACGGUGAGAGACCAGCAGGGACUGAGCAGCACGUCCACCCUGACAGUGGCCGUGAAGGUGAAGAAGGAAAAUAAUAGCCCUCCCAGAGCCCGGGCUGGUGGCAGACAUGUUCUUGUGCUUCCCAAUAAUUCCAUUACUUUGGAUGGUUCAAGGUCUACCGAUGACCAAGGAAUUGUGUCCUAUCUGUGGAUCCGGGAUGGCCAAAGCCCCGCAGCUGGAGACGUCCUCGAUGGCUCUGACCACAGCGCAGCCCUACGGCUCACCAAUCUGGUGGAGGGCGUCUACACUUUCCAGCUGCGAGUCACCGACGGGCAGGGAGCCUCGGACACAGACUCCGCCACUGUGGAGGUGCAGCCAGACCCUAGGGAGGGUGGCCUGGUGGAGCUGAUCCUGGAGGUGGGCGCUGGGCAGCUGACGGAGCGGCAGAAGGGCACCCUGGUGAGGCAGCUGGCCGUGCUGCUGCGUGUGAUGCACUCGGACAUCAAGGUUCAGAAGAUCCAGGCCCACUCGGACCUCAGCACCACGGUUGUGUUUUACGUGCAGAGUGGGCCACCUUUCAAGGUUCUCAAAGCUGCUGAAGUGGCCCGAAAUCUACAUAUGCGACUAUCCAAGGAGAAGGCGGAUUUUUUGCUUUUCAAGGUCUUGAGGAUUGAUACAGCAGGGUGCCUCCUCAAGUGUUCCGGCCAUGGCCACUGCGACCCCAUCACAAAGCGCUGCGUCUGCUCCCAGCUGUGGAUGGAGAACCUCAUCCAGCGUUACUUCCGGGGUGGCGAGAGCAACUGUGAGUGGAGUGUAUUCUACGUGACAGCGCUGGUUUGCGUGCUCACCGUGAUGGCGGGAGGCUUAACGCGGGUUUGCAUCUGCUGCUGCAAGAGACGGAAAAGGACCAAAAUAAGGAAAAAGACAAAGUACACCAUCCUGGAUAACAUGGACGAGCAGGAAAGAAUGGAGCUGAGGCCCAAAUACGGGAUCAAGCACCGAGGCACAGAGCACAGCUCCAGCCUGAUGGUGUCUGAGUCUGACUUUGACAGUGACCAGGACACCAUCUUCAGCCGAGAAAGGAUGGAGAGGGGGAACCCCAAAGUGUCCAUGAACGGCUCUGUCAGAAAUGGGGUCUCCUUUGGGUACUGCUCCAAAGACAGGUAAGGGAGCAGCUGGAAGUGGAAGGACCUGCACAGGAACCCUUGAACCCAGGACCUCGAUUGGCAGCGAAAGCUGUGAGUAGUGCAGCCUCAUCUUCCCACAGUGGCCUGAACCCGUGCUCUGCUAAUUAAAGGGCCUGUGUGCUUGGCGACAGAAAUCAAAGCCAAAACACUGCUCCUUGAACUGGAUUGCUUGCUAGUAGGAAUGAGAACUGGGUAACACUUCAUGCACUUAAAAGACUGCCUGUCCUGUAGCUGGUACAAUA